Messenger RNA from Macrobrachium nipponense, 4497 nucleotides. Its product is annotated as proteoglycan 4-like. Bases 1 to 4497 code for a protein of 1498 amino acids. Lineage: Eukaryota; Metazoa; Arthropoda; Malacostraca; Decapoda; Palaemonidae. The record is from RefSeq and is a predicted model, not a curated record. The transcript is spliced from 5 exons.
AUGGGGUACUUCAGGCGAUUUCCAACAACUCUCUGCGUUUGCCUGAUCGUGAUGGUUGCGUGGGCGGAAGUGUCAGUGAGUGCUAAGGACCCGGCACAAACACCUAAACACAUCAACCCUGUAGACUCAGGGGAGGAUAAAAAAUCAGCAAUAACUCCUAGAUCCGGCGUCCCAAAGGCUCCUGCUGCCACAAAAGCCCUGAAGUUUCCUGGCACAAAACCUCCGAAGGUUCCUAGCACCAAGACCCAUAUCACAAAAGGCCCCAGGGAUCUUACCCCCAAAGAUCGUAAAAUAAAAGAAACCAAGCUCCGUACCACAAAAGGCCCCAAGGAUCCUACCACCAAGGGUCGUACAACAAAAGGCCCCAAGGAUCGUACCAAAAAAGAUCCCAAGGAUCGUAGCAUGGAGGCUCGUACCAAAAAAGGCCCCAAGGAUCGUACCACCAAUAAAGACCCCAUGUAUCGAACCACAAAAGGCCCCAAGGAACGUAACGUCAAGGCCCAUACCACAAAAGACCCCAAGGAUCGUGCCACCAAGGAUCGUACCACAAAAGACCCCAAGGAUCAUGCCACCAAGGAUCGUACCACAAAAGACCCCAAGGAUCAUGCCACCAAGGAUCGUACCACAAAACCCCAAAGGACAACCAAGAUCAUUGGGCCCCCACCAAGGAUCGUACCACAAAAGACCCCAGGAUCGUGUAACCAAGGAUCGUGGAUUACCAAAGGAGACCAAAAAGACCCCAAAGGAUUCAUUGCCACAAGGAUUCCGCUACCACAAAAGACCCCAAGGAUCGUACCACAAAAGACCCAAGGAUCAUGCAACCAAGGAUCGUACAGAAAAGAACCAAGAUCAUACCCCAAGGGCCCCAUCCCACAAAAGACCGCAAACAAUCAUACCACCAAGGAUCGUACCACAAAAGACCCCAAGCAUCAUGCCACCAAGGAUCGUACCACAAAAGACCCCAAGGAUCAUACCACCAAGGACCAUACCACAAAAGACCCCAAGGAUCAUGCCACCAAAGAUCGUACCACAAAAGACCCCAAGGAUCAUGCCACCGAGGAUCGUACCACAAAAGACCCCAAGGAUCGUGCCACCAAGGAUCGUACCACAAAAGACCCCAAGGAUCGUGCUACCAAGGAUCGUACCACAAAAGACCCCAAGGAUCAUGCCACCAAGGAUCGUACCACAAAAGACCCCAAGAUUCAUACCACCAAGGGCCAUACCACAAAAGACCGCAACAAUCAUACCACCAAGGAUCGUACCACAAAAGACCCCAAGCAUCAUGCCACCAAGGAUCGUACCACAAAAGACCCCAAGGAUCAUACCACCAAGGACCAUACCACAAAAGACCCCAAGGAUCAUGCCACCAAAGAUCGUACCACAAAAGACCCCAAGGAUCAUGCCACCAAGGAUCGUACCACAAAAGACCCCAAGGAUCAUGCCAUCAAGGAUCGUACCACAAAAGACCCCAAGGAUCAUGCCACCAAGGAUCGUACCACAAGAGACCCCAAGGAUCAUACCACCAAGGGCCAUACCACAAAAAACCCCAAGGAUCAUACCACCAAGGAUCGUACCACAAAAGACCCCAAGUAUCAUGCCACCAAGGAUCUUAUGACAAAAGACCCCAAGGAUCAUACCAACAAGGAUCAUACCACAAAAGACCCCAAGAAUCAUACCACCAAGGGCCAUACCACAAAAGACCGCAACGAUCAUACCACCAAGGAUCGUACCACAAAAGACCCCAAGCAUCAUGCCACCAAGGAUCGUACCACAAAAGAACCCAAGGAUCAUACCAACAAGGGAUAUACCACAAAAAACCUCAGGGAUAAUGCCAUCAAGGAUCGUACCACAAAAAAACCCAAGUAUCAUACCACCAAGGAUCGUACCACGAAAGACCCCAAGGAUCAUGCCACCAAGGAUCAUACCACAAAAGACCGCAAGGAUCAUGCCAUCAAGGAUCAUACCACAAAAGACCCCAAGGAUCUUGCCACCAAGGAUCAUACCACAAUAGAACCCAAGGAUCAUACCACCAAGGGCCAUACCACAAAAGACCCCAAGGAUCAUGCCACCAAGGAUCAUACCACAAAAGACCGCAACGAUGAUACCACCAAGGGCCAUACCACAAAAGACCCCAAGGAUCAUGCCACCAAGGAUCAUACCACAAAAGACCCCAAGGAUCAUACCACCAAGGAUCAUACGACAAAAGACCCCAGGGUUCAUGCCACCAAGGAUCGUACCACAAAAGACUCCAAGGAUCGUGACCACAAGGAUCGUACCACAAAGACCAAAAGUGCCACCAAGGAUCGUACCACAAAAGACACCAAGAAUCGUACCACAAAAGACCCUAAGGAUCAUACUGCCAAGGCCCAUACCACAAAAGACCCCAAGCAUCGUGCCACCAAGGAUCGUACCACGAAAGGCCCCAAGGAUCGUGCCACCAAGGAUCGUACCACCAACAAUCAUACCACAAAAGACUAUAGGGAUCGUACCACAGAGGACCAUACCACAAAAGGCCCCAAGGAUAAUAUCACUGAGGCUCUUGCCACAAAAGACCCCAAGAAUCAUACCACUGAGGCUCCUGCCACAAAAGACCCCAAGGAUCAUACCACUGAGGCUCCUGCCACAAAAGACCCCGAUCAUCCCGCCACAAAAGACCCCAAGGAUCGACGACGAUCAUCCUGCCACAAAAAGCCAAAGGUUAGUACCACUGAGGCUCGCCAAAACCAGACCCCACAAGGAUCUACCACUGAUGGCUACUGCCACAAAAGAAACCUCAAGGAUCAUACCACUGAGACUCCUGCCACAAAAGACCUCAAGGAUCAUACCACUGAGGGUCCUGCCACAAAAGACCCCGAUCAUCCUGCCAUAAAAGACCCCAAGGAUCGUACCACUGAGGCUCUUGCCACAAAAGACCCCAAGGAUCAUACCACUGAGGCUCCUGCCACAAAAGACCCCAAGGAUCAUAGCACUGAGGCUCCUGCCACAAAAGACGACGAUCAUCCUGCCACAAAAGACCCAAAGGUUCGUACCACUGAGGCUCUUGCCACAAAAGACCCCAAGGAUCAUACCACUGAGGCUCCUGCCACAAAAGACCUCAAGGAUCAUACCACUAAGGCUCCUGCCACGAAAGACCCCAAGGAUCGUACCAGUGAGGGUCCUGCCACAAAAGACCCAGAUCAUCCUGCCACAAAAACCCCAAGGAUCAUACCCAACUUGAGGCUCCUGCCACAAAAGACCCCGAUCAUCCUGCCACAAAAAGGAAGCCCAAGGAUUCAUACCACUCGAGGGCUCCUUGCCACAAAAAGACCCCAACGCAUCAUACCACUGAGGGCCUUCCUGCCCAAAACAAAAGACACCAAGGAUCAUACCACUGAGGCUCCUGCCACAAAAGACCCCGGUCUUCCUGCCACAAAAGACUCCAAGGAUCAUACCACUGAGGCUCCUGCCACAAAAGACCCCAAGCAUCAUACCACUGAGGCUCCUGCCACAAAAGACCCCAAGGAUCAUACCACUGAGGCUCCUGCCACACAAGACCCCAAUGAUCAUACCACUCAGGCACCUGCCACAAAAGACCCCAAGGAUCAUACCACUGAGGCUCCUGCCACAAAAGACCCCAAUCAUCCCGCCACGAAAGACCCCAAGGAUCUUACCACUGAGGCUCCUGCCACAAAAGACCCCGAGGAUCAUACCACUGAGGCUCCUGCUACAAAAGACCCUGAUCAUCCUGCCACAAAAGACCCCAAGGAUCGUACCACUGAGGCUCCUGCCACAAAAGACCCUGAUCAUCUUGACACAAAAGACCCCAAGGAUCGUACCACUGAGGCUCCUGCCACUAAAGACCCCAAGAAUCAUACCACUGAGGCUCCUGCCACAAAGGAUCCCGAUCUUCCUGCCACAAAAGACCCCAAGGAUCAUACCACUGAGGUUCCUCCCACAAAAGACCCCAAGGAUCAUACCACUGAGGCUCCUGCCACAAACGACCCCGAUCAUUCUGCCACAAAAGACCCCAAGGAUCGUAACACUGAGGCUCCUGCCACAAAAGACCCCGAUCAUUCUGCCACAAAAGACCCCAAGGAUCAUACCACUGAUGCUCUUGCCACAAAAGACCCCAGGGAUCAUACCACUGAGGUUCCUACCACAAAAGACCCUAAUAAUCAUACCACUGAGGCUCCUGCCACAAAAGACCCCAAGGACCAUACCACUGAGGUUCCUGCCACAAAAGACCCCAAGGAUCAUACCACUGAGGCUCCUGCCACAAACGACCCCGAUCAUCCUGCUACAAAAGACCCCAAGGAUCGUAACACUGAGGCUCCUGCGCCCCACAAAAAGACCCCGCCCCGGAUCAUUCUGCCCAGACCCCUAAGGAUCAUACCCACUGAUGAAGAAGAGCGAAUGGGGGCUUCCCACAAAAGCCCCCGACCCCAGGUUAUCUAUAAACCACUGAGUCUCCCUACCACAAAAGACCCCAAGGAAAAAAAAAGUCCCGUACCCCACUGA